Messenger RNA from Gossypium raimondii (Peruvian cotton), 3452 nucleotides. Its product is annotated as glutamate receptor 2.2-like. NCBI's taxonomy places the organism in Eukaryota, Viridiplantae, Streptophyta, Magnoliopsida, Malvales, Malvaceae. The transcript has 4 exons. Gene Ontology annotation, molecular function: glutamate-gated receptor activity. Gene Ontology annotation, cellular component: plasma membrane. The record is from RefSeq and is a predicted model, not a curated record. The coding region runs from base 1093 to 2124 and encodes 343 amino acids.
UAUCUCUUAGCGUCAAGUCAACUGUUCAUGUUGGACUGAGUCACGCUGGGAGUCGGUCACGUAUAGUGUAGUCAAUCUCAUGUAUUCUUCGAAUCAUAGAUGAAGGAAUAAAGUAGUCCUUACAGGCAGACUAGAGUUUCGGAAAACUGCUUUUUGGCUGCAUGGAUUUCGCAAGAAAGGCUAAGUGGACCUUCUUUGUAGUUACAACCUUGUUUAGUCUUGUACAACCAUUGUCAACCAAUCAUACAAGUAUCAAUGAUACUGCCAUAGAAAUGAUUCAUGUAGGGUUGAUUCUUGAUGCGCAAUCUUGGGUGGGAAAAAUUGUUGAUAGCUGCAUUUCCAUGGCUAUAUCCGAUUUUUACAGUCAGAAUUGUCACUAUCAAACAAAACUAGUUGUGCAUACCAGAGAUUCUGGGGGUGAUCCGUUGCUUCUUCUAUCCCAAGCCUUGGUUCUCUUGGAAAAUUUCAAAUUGGAUGCCAUUAUUGUUGCGGAAAAUUCAGCAGGAGUGAAGAUUUUAGCGGAGUUGGGAUCUAGAGUAAAAUUCCAAUUAUUUCACUCUUCGCAGCUGGUCUAUCUUUGUCCUCCUUUGAGUAUCCUCAUUUAAUUCAAAUUGGUGAAGAUGAGUCUUCUCGAGCCAAAGCCGUCGCUGCCAUUGUUGAAGCAUUCAGUUGGAGAAGUGCUAUCCUCAUUUAUGAAGAUAAUGAUUCUGCAAGACCAAUCCUUUCUAGUGUGACUGGUUUUCGUCUUGAUCAGCAUGUUGCCCUUCUAACAUCAUCUACUGAUGAAGAAAUCGUUGAGCAGCUCAUGAAGCUCAUGAGUUUGCAGAUGACUGUAUAUGUGGUGCAUAUGACACCUAUUCUAGCAUCUCGACUUUUCUUAAAUGCUAAACAGCUUGGAAUGUUGACUCAAGGGUAUGCUUGGAUAACAACUGAUAUGAUUACUAAUUUCAUGAAUUCAAUGGAUCCAUCAGUCUUUGAGUCAAUGCAGGGGGUGGUAGGAUUCAAACCUCACAUUCCGGCAUCAAAGGAGCUUCGCAGGUUCGCAAUCAGGUGGAGGAGUAAAAACUUAAAUGAAAAUAAAAUUUAGAAGAAAUGGAGAUGAAUGUGUAUGGCAUAUGGAGCUAUGAUAUGGUUUGGGCUGUGGCAACAGCAGCGGAAAGGGUGAUGACUCGACAUCCUCAUAUCCUACACCAAGAAACCAGAUUGAAUAUGAACUUCACCACUAUUCGGUCCUCAGAAAGUGGUUUGGUAUUUAUGGAUGAGAUAUUACAAAGUAGAUUUAAGGGAAUAAGUGGUGGCUUUCAACUUACUAAUGGCAGGCUGAUCCCAAAGGAAAUCGAAAUUGUAAAUGUAUUCAAGGGAGAUAGGAUAAUUGGUUAUUGGAAUCCAGAAAAUGGGAUUGCCUCAAUAAUGAAGGAAGAAAACCACACUGAAACGAACUCAACAUCAUCUAGUAAACUUGAAGGUGUUAUUUGGCCCGGAGGAACUAUGAACAUUCCCAAAGGGUGGUCUCUACGUGGGAAGAGGUUGAGGAUUGGGGUUCCAGUGACUAAUCAAUUCAGAGAAUUAAUUAGUGUUGUUCAUGAUCCCCAAACGAAUGAUAUAAUUGUAACUGGAUUCUGUGUUGAUGUGUUUAAGGAAGCCGUUCAGAGUUUAGAUUAUGAAGUACAUUACGAUUUUAUCCCGUUUGAAGAUGCCAACGGACGAAUGGCAGGAUCUUAUGAUGAUCUUAUCCUUCAGGUUUAUCAUAAGAAUUAUGAUGCUGUUGUGGGGGAUAUAACAAUCAUCUCUCGCAGAUUUGCAUAUGUCGAUUUCACGCUGCCAUUCACUGACUUAGGCAUCGGAGUUGUAGUGCCAAAAAUCAACAACGACAUCUGGGUUUUCCUGAAGCCUCUUUGUGGAGAUCUGUGGAUAACUGUCGCUGCUUUCUUUAUUUUCACUGGCGUUGUGAUUUGGUUUAUUGAACGUCCCAUCAACGAGGAGUUCCAAGGCUCACCGUCUGAGCAAAUAGGAAUGAUCUUUUGGUACUCUUUCUCAACUCUUGUAUUUUCCCACAGUAAGUACUCUAUGUUCAACUUAAAUAACCUUUCUGUUUCAUUCAUACAGAACCAUAUAUUGAACUGAGCUUAUUAGGUAAACUUGAUGCUAAUCUCGAGUUGAGUUCGUGUUUGAUGCAUACAUUGAGCUAAGCUAACUGUAAUUUUUGUUUUACCAUAAUUUGAAACUGCAGCGAAGCCGUUGAGCAACUUGUCGAAGUUUGUAGUGAUAAUAUGGGUGUUUGUUGUGCUUAUAAUAACCUCAAGCUACACCGCAACUUUGGCUUCCAUGUUAACAGUUAAACAGAUACAAUUGAGCUCAAGAGACAACGAUGCAUGGGUUUCAAGUGAUAUUAGCAACUUUACAUUUGAAACUCGCAGACGAAGGGCAAACCAUUCUCCGGAAGAAUAUGCCGAUGCUUUAAGAAGGGGAAGUAAGAAUGGUGGUGCGUCAUCUAUUAUUGAUGAAAUACCAAACCUUAAAGUAUUCCUUGCCAAGUACCCUUCUGAUUACACCAUGAUCAAAUCGAAGGCUAUAACAGGCGGUUUUGGCUUUGUUUUCCCUAAACGUUCCCCACUUGUCCAAGACAUUUCAAGUGCAAUUAUGAGGUUAAGAGAGGAAAAAAGGCUGGAAAUGAUGGAAAAUAAAUGGUUUAACAGUGAAUCAAGCUUUACAACUCUGGACCCAGAAAGCAAUCCCAACAGGCUAAACAUUCAUAGCUUUGGGGGUUUGUUUCUUGUCACAGGAAUCUCUUCAAUUUCAGCUCUGGGGGUAUGCCUAUUUCAGAAACGACAAUCCAUCAAAAUCCACCUCAACAGUAGCUUAGACUCUUUAAAAGGGUACUUCAAUGUGAAAAUAAUAGGAAGACAAAAAGAACGAAGUUGAGCUCGUCUAAAGGAAAAUUAUUAUAGCCGCAAUGUAUUACUAUUUAUAUUUAUAUAUAGGUCACGACGCAAAUCCCUGAGUUGAAAAGCUUGACAACUACUGAAUUUUCAUACUAUUUUUAUGAAUCAAGUCAUGAAUUCGAUUUGAGAAACAAAUUUCAGUAAAUUUUGCUAAUAGACACAUCCUCCACUUCGAGAUCAAAGUCCUCUUCUAAACUAUCGAUUAGCAAUCCAUUAGCAUUCCUAGAGUUACCCGCCUUGGCUGAUCAACCUGUUCCAUUGCAUGACCUUCCACCGUCGUUAAUCUUUUGCGGCUCUCUUCAGACCCGGGGGAAUAGGAGAGACAGGAGGUUGAAGGGUAGGUGGGAUGAGAAUGCUCCCCAUCAGAGCAAUCUUUUAUAAUCUGAAGUGUGUUGAUUUGUUUUAAGGUUUGAGUCUACUCUUGUUUAUAUUCAUAUAAAAUAUAUUAUGUAUAUUUUCUUGUUUUUAGUUAUAGUUAAGUGGACCACUAUUUAAAAUUAAGUUUCUUCC